CUUUACGGUGGUUCGGCGGGGGUCAGGAUGCCGAAUGGCGAGCGGGGGAGCGGCGAGGUGGAGCUGGCGGGGAAUAGGGGCGCCAGGAGCGGCGGCGGGAGGGACGUAGGCUUGGUGGAGACCGCCGGUGGGCUGCCGCCGGAGAAGCCGAUCAGCCUGACGAGGCUGAUCUUUGCUUGCAUGGUGGCCGGCGGAGUCCAGUACGGUUGGGCUCUGCAGCUGUCGCUGCUCACGCCAUACGUUCAGACACUGGGAAUAUCCCAUGCCCUUUCCUCUCUCAUGUGGCUCUGUGGCCCUAUCGCAGGCUUCUUGGUUCAGCCUUUAGUUGGUUUGUGGAGUGAUAGGUGUCAUUCAGGAUAUGGGAGGAGGAGACCGUUUAUACUUACUGGAUGUCUAUUGAUUUGUGGUGCUGUGGUUGUAAUUGGGUUUUCUUCAGACAUCGGAGUCGCCUUAGGCGAUACCAAGGAGCACUGCAGUGUUUAUCAUGGUGCCCGAUGGCAUGCUGCUAUUGUUUUUGUUGUUGGAUUUUGGGUUCUGGAUUUUUCUAAUAAUGCAGUACAGGGUCCAUCUCGUGCACUUAUGGCUGAUCUCUCAGGUCAUCAUGGAUGCAGUGCAGCAAAUGCAAUAUUCUGCUCAUGGAUGGCUUUUGGGAAUAUCCUAGGAUAUUCUUCUGGUUCUACUAAUGAUUGGCACAAGUGGUUUCCAUUCCUUUUGUCAAAAGCUUGUUGUGAAGCCUGUGCAAAUCUGAAGGGUGCAUUUUUGGUUGCAGUUUUCAUCCUCCUUGCUUGUUUAUCUGUGACGAUGAUCGUUGCUAGAGAAGUUCCGCUAUCUCAAGUCAAUGCGAAACUUCAAUCGAAUGGUGAUCUGGUGAAGAAUGAAGAUGAGCAAGGAGCUGGCAUACUUGCUGCCUUCAAAAGUUUCAAGAAUUUACCUCCUGGAAUGCCUUCAGUUCUUCUUGUCACUGCUCUUACUUGGUUAUCAUGGUUCCCGUUCAUCCUUUACGACACAGAUUGGAUGGGACGAGAAGUUUACCAUGGGAAACCAACUGGAUCGCAGGCUGAGAUUGCUGCUUAUGACCAAGGGGUCAGACAAGGUGCAUUUGGUCUGCUAUUAAACUCGAUUGUUCUUGGGAUUAGUUCUUUCAUGAUUGAACCAUUGUGCCGGAAAUUGAGUGCGAGAAUAGUGUGGGUGAUGAGCAACUUCAUCGUUGCUGUCGGCAUGGCUGCCACUGCAAUCAUAAGCGCAUGGUCCUUGCAUGAUUACCAUGGUUCCGUUCAGGAUGUAGUCACCGCAGAUGGCAGUGUCAGAGCUGUAGCACUUGUUCUAUUUGCAGCUCUCGGAUUCCCCCUAGCCAUAUUGUAUAGUGUUCCUUUCGCAGUUACAGCACAGUUAGCUCAAAAUGGUGGCGGCGGCCAAGGACUCUGCACCGGAGUUUUGAACAUUUCGAUUGUUGUUCCCCAGGUAAUCGUAGCUCUCGGUGCUGGCCCAUGGGAUGCACUCUUUGGAAAGGGGAACAUUCCUGCCUUCGCUCUUGCAUCUGCAGUCGCCUUCGUGUGUGGUGUGGUUGGACUUUUCUUGCUUCCGAAGCUUUCCAAGAGCAACUUCAAAACUUCUGGAGUUGGCGGAAUGCACUGACCUCAAUCAGCCAUCAUGGCUGUUGUCAAGUUUAAAUACCUGGUCAAUCCAUGGAUCGUAGCGUAUUCUCUUUCAGUUGUGUUCUAACAAUCAGGCGUUAGUGUGUGUGAAGGUACUUGUGUUAUGGGCUGUGUUUCGGCCUUUCCCGCUAUCUGCUGGACCAAUAAAGGAGGUCAAGGUGGUGUGAGAAGGCUCAAAGUCCACUGCUGUGAGUCUUUUAUGAAGAAACAAUACGAAAUAAAAAGAGUACAAAGCUUUA
Phoenix dactylifera (date palm) is the source of this 1894-nucleotide messenger RNA. Its product is annotated as sucrose transport protein SUT3-like. Gene Ontology annotation, cellular component: plasma membrane. NCBI's taxonomy places the organism in Eukaryota, Viridiplantae, Streptophyta, Magnoliopsida, Arecales, Arecaceae. Gene Ontology annotation, biological process: transmembrane transport; sucrose transport. The record is from RefSeq and is a predicted model, not a curated record. Gene Ontology annotation, molecular function: sucrose:proton symporter activity.